CCCCAGGCUUGUCCCAGCCACCGUCCCCGACGACGCCCCCGCCCGCGAUGCCCUCCCUCCGCCGCACCAUCUCGUCCCCCUCCAUCCGCGCAGCCCGCUCUGCACCCUACCCGUCGAUCGGGAGCGCAGGCGCGACGCGCACGCACGGACACGUCCCCCGACGCACGUCUGGCUCUGAAACGGCCAGCCGACGCGUCUUGGCCGAUAUUGAGUGGUGGAGAGUCCUCGACGGCCAACGCGAAGUUGACGCGGACUCUCUCGAGGACGAGAACCGCGACCAGACCCAGGACGACGCGCAGGAAGCGGCUGAGGCUCCCAUGGACGUGGCCCCGAGCGACGAAAUGGCGAGGCUGACCAUUGGGUCCCCCUCCUUGUCUCCGCUUGCGGUGGCACGCGGCUUGCCGGUGGACAACUCGGACGUCGUGCCAACGUCUCCCGUGUCUGACUUGCCCGCCGUACCGCUGGCAAUCGCUCCCGUCACUCCCCCUCACGGGCGUCGCCGGAACACUCUUCAGUCCUCGUCUUCAUCGACAGAGUCGACUCCAGAGUCGUUCCGCUCCCACUCGCUGGUCUUACCAGACGUUUCCUUUGGGCCGCUGGCAUCCGGACAACCUGACCUGAUCCCUCUUCGUUUACCCAUGUACCCUCCCGCGGGUCUGAGGCCACCGCCCCUGUCCAGUGUACGGUCCUUUUCGUACAACGACCUGGACUGCGGCAGGUUCUCCGACGAAGGCCUGCAGUCUCCUACUUUCCCUGGUACGGGAGGGGCUGCAUUCGCUGACCCGCUCUUCUGAGUGGGGCAUGGGUAAACGUUGUCGGAUGCACGGGGUUUUGAGUGAAGAUUUGGUUCUUCAGUCAAAACGGACUGAUUGCGUCUUGUCCUGCAAUUGAAUCCACCAACCCACUAUGCAAGAGGAUGGGAAUGGAGCUUUGUUGCUCCUUAAAACGUAUGCAUAGUUGGCAUUCUCCCAAGGCUACCCCUACACAUCACCAUCUUAAACCAUCUACCAAUCUCGCUUGAUUUCUUUUUGUUCUCGCAAGCAUUCCUCCGCUACCCACAUCUACCACGGCUACAUCAGCUACCGCC
Molecule: messenger RNA, 1087 nt
Organism: Gloeophyllum trabeum ATCC 11539
Lineage: Eukaryota; Fungi; Basidiomycota; Agaricomycetes; Gloeophyllales; Gloeophyllaceae
Exons: 3
Coding region: 48-794 (248 amino acids)
Source: RefSeq, a predicted model, not a curated record